AUGGCAGUCAAAUCAUUCAACAACAUCGUUUCCAACAGCCCAGGCUCCAAGUUCACAAUUGAAAAGAACAGGUACUUGUUGUACGUCUCCCUUACCUGUCCCUUCGCUCAAAGAGCAUUGAUCGCUAGACAGAUCAAGGGCUUGGAGGACUACUUCCCACUUGUCCACACACACUUUUCAUUGGACUCCAACGGAUGGAGAUUUGCUACUAAGGAGGAGCUUGCUUCUGUGCCCGAGGGCGAUAUCAAGUACGGUUCCGCUGAGCCAGUUUACGGUUUCGAUAGAAUCAGUAAGUUAUACAACAAGGCCAACCCUGAAUACGAAGGCCGUUGGACUGUGCCUGCUUUGUGGGAUAAGAAGGAGGAAACUUUGGUGAACAACGAGAGUGCCGAGUUGGUGCGUUUCUUCAACACCGAGUUCAACGAGGUUCUUCCUGAGAAGUAUGCCAAGGUUGAUCUCUACCCUAAGGAAUUGCAGCUGGACAUUGAGCUGUUCAAUGAACAGUUUGGUGACAAGGUUGCCCAGGGCUUCUUCAAGGCGACUUUUGCUUCUAACAAGGAGGACUUCGAGGCCGGCUACAAGUUGCUUAUUGAUGAGCUCAAGAAGGUCGACACGGAGCUUGCAGAGAGACAAAAGAAGGGUCUGUUCUUUGCCGUUGGCUCGCAAGUCACUGAGGCCGACAUUAAGCUUUUCACAUCCAUCGUGCGUUUGGGAAGACUUUACUAUAAAGAGUAUGACGCUCAACGCUUGAGUAUUGGUAAGGACUACCCCCACGUCCACAAAUGGCUCAAGAACCUUUGGGAAAUUCCUGCUUUCAAGGAUACCACCAGUUUCACCCAAUUGACUGAUUCCGCUGAGUCUCGUUCCGGUCACAAGGUUUCAGAGAAGAUUGAGUCUGUCUUGGACCUUGCUUAA
This is a messenger RNA of Candidozyma haemuli, 915 nucleotides long. RefSeq lists its product as uncharacterized. Gene Ontology annotation, molecular function: glutathione transferase activity. The coding region runs from base 1 to 915 and encodes 304 amino acids. The transcript has a single exon. NCBI's taxonomy places the organism in Eukaryota, Fungi, Ascomycota, Pichiomycetes, Serinales, Metschnikowiaceae. The record is from RefSeq and is a predicted model, not a curated record. Gene Ontology annotation, cellular component: cytoplasm.